AGUGACGGCGCUCGCGCCGCGGGAUUCAAACUCCCGGAAGCAGCGCCGGGUAGGGCCGCUCGGCGGGAGCCCUCGGGCCCGCGCGGCAUGAGCCCCCUUGGGGCUGCCUCCCCUCUCAGCAGCCCUCGGAGAGGGCCGCCGCGCGGAGCCGCCCCGGGCCCGGCCGCCGCUUCAGCGGGCGCUGCCGCCCGCCCAAGGGGCUGCCGUCGUCCUCCGCCGCCCGCGGGGAACCGCGGCAGCGCUCAGCGGUCAGGAGGAGGCGCUGACCGGCGCAGGGAUGCUUAAAGAUGACUUCGAAGGCCACCAAAGAUAUAAUUAUUGGCAAAUGGGGUUUGAAGUCUGGCAGCUCCAGACCUGAGAAUGAGCUUGAAAAGUGUAAGAAGGAGAACGCAGCCCUGAGAAAAUCAAUGGAGGAAAUCGUUAAAGGAAAAAGCAAAAUGACAGAUCCAGAAAGAAACAGACUCUUAGAGAAAAUACUUUCACUUGAAACAGCAAAAGAAAAAAACAGCCACCUUCUUGGAGAGAAGGACAAAGAAAUCAAAAACCUAAAAGACAAGUUUAAGUCCAAAAACAAAAGCAGUGAAGUAUCCUCAUUACUUAGUCAACUAGAGGAAAAAACAAAGGAAGCAGAAAGGAGAGAACAGUUACUUAAUUCUUUGUCAGAAGAAAUGGACCGGUUAAAAUGCAACUUAGCUACUGUUACUGCGAGAUGUUCGGAGCUUGAAAACAGAGCCAGUACUUUUCAGGCAUCCCAGGAAGCUGUAAUGGACAGCACUGGAUCACCAACAAAUCUUAAUGAAGUUGAAAAACAACUGAAAGAUGCUCUUGAGAAAAACCAGCAGUGGCUACUGUAUGACCAGCAACGUGAAGCAUAUGUCAGGGGACUGCUGGGAAGGAUCUUUGAAUUUGAACAGAAGUCAGAAGUAGUUAACCAACAGCAUGCAACAGAAUCCAGUGCAGAAGGUCCUCUACAAGAAGAAAAGCAAAAAUAUUAUGACCAGCUGUUAUUAACUGCUAAAAGUGAUCUUGAGACUGAAAGACGUACUAUAACCCAGCUGAAAUCUGAACUUAAUGAAUUAAAAAAGAAGUAUGAAGAAACACAACAAGAAAUAAUGAGUUUAAAUGCCUUACUGCAGUCGCAACAGGUUGUUGAAAUGAAGACUCUAGAAAAUGAAAAUAAAAUCAAAGGCGAUAAACUGCAGAGACUGAAACAAGAAAAUGAAAUUAUUAAAGGACAGCUCAGAGAAGAAAAGAAAAAGUCUGACGAUCUUUUAUCUCAGGUACAGCUUCUUCGUAAAUCAUUGCUGAAGCAGCAGGAGGAACACACUAGGAUAGCUUUGUUGGAACAACAGAUCCAGAUAUGUACAACAGACUUUGAGAACGAAAAGCUUGAUCGCCAGAACUUGCAGCAUCAGUUGAACAAAGUCCUUAAGGAGCUACGCAAGGCCAGGGAGCAAAUAACCCGUCUGGAACCUUUGAAACUCCAGGAUUCUGGACAUAUGGAACCACAGGAAGGUUUGCAAGCAGCAUUUGAAGAGAAGAUGACAAUAUAUGACAGAAGUCCUUCCCUGAAGCGUUCAAAUCUGCUUGAUGAAAGUUUUCUUGAGUGUCCCAGAUGUAAAAUGCAGUAUCCAACAAGCCAGCACAGAGAAUUACUAGCACAUAUUGACUUCUGUACAGCCUGAGCUCCAAAUGGACUUACCAUAUUUGCUUUUUAAACACUGCCAAUAUACUGUUUUACAAAGGGGAAAGGUCCUUUUUAAGCUUUUUUCACGGUUUCAUAAAGGACUACUUGUUUUAUAAUUCACUUUUACAAAAACAUUAUAAUAACUUAUUUGGCCUCAAAUAUUUUACCUGGCAUUUCUGUGAAAAAUGUCUACUGCAUUUUUGGUUGCAAAUGGAAGUAUUUUUAGAAUUAGGAAUAUCUUCAAAUAGUAAACUACUGACUUUUUUUUUUCUUUCUUUUUUUUUCUUUUUUUUCUUUUUUUUUUUUUUUGCACUAUUAAAAAGGAGACCAGUAAAAAAAAAUACAUUGUGUCAGGUUUUAUUUCACUGCUUGGCAUGUCCAGCUCUACUUAGUCAACUUAGUCUGAGAAUUGUGCUUGUACCUUAAUUGACAAUAAUAGCUACAGAAGGGUUUUGGCCCUGGUAGAAUUGGUCUCUUCAUAUACUGUCUCCAACAGGCUAGGCUAUUUAUAUGCAUCUCCACACAGUAUCACUAUAUACAUAUCUCUCCACAUAGUGUCACUAUACACAUGUAUAUGUACAUAUAUUCAUAAUUUAUAUAUGUAACAUAUACAUGUAUAAUGUAUUACCAUCCUGACCCAUUAAAGCUAGGGUAGUAGUGAAAAUGUCUCUGCUACUUGCAAUUGGUGUCUUCAACAUUGAUUUUAAGUCACUUGUUCUCCUGAACGACAGUCAGGAGUGACUUACAGCAGGUAUGAAAAUGCUUAUCAAUAUGUAAGCACUGGAAAAAACAGCUUCUUAGCAAAUAUGUGCCUCAAGAAAAAAAGUUUACAUUUCAGACACCAUCAAGGACCAUUUUGGAAGUUUGAGUAUGUGCUUAUGCUGAAGUAAACUCUUAUUGCACUUCUGUAUUUUACUAGUUAAAGUUGGGAAAUCUAUGUUACACUCUUCAGGUGUCCCAGUUGAAAAACACAGGUUUUAAUAAAUUGCUCUGGUGAA
This is a messenger RNA of Dromaius novaehollandiae (emu), 2685 nucleotides long. RefSeq names its product centrosomal protein 55 (gene CEP55). Gene Ontology annotation, cellular component: midbody. Gene Ontology annotation, biological process: establishment of protein localization; mitotic cytokinesis; regulation of phosphatidylinositol 3-kinase/protein kinase B signal transduction. The record is from RefSeq and is a predicted model, not a curated record. Lineage: Eukaryota; Metazoa; Chordata; Aves; Casuariiformes; Dromaiidae. The transcript has 9 exons. The coding region runs from base 288 to 1685 and encodes 465 amino acids.